AUGGUCACUUAUGGCGAUUUCUAUUUUCCAUCUUUAAUUGCAGGAAUAACGGAGCAUUUUGGUAUCAAUGUAGUUGACUGUGAUAUGAUUAUGGGCUCUCUGGAACACGCUUUAUCAAGUACGGGUGGUUUUUGUGCUGGAAGAUCAUUUGUUAUUCAUCAUCAACGUCUGUGCGGAUUGGGUUACUGUUUCUCAGCAUCAUUACCCCCUUUGCUAGCAGUCGCUGCAAGUAAAGGUUUAGAAAUUAUAAAAAAUGAUCAAGAACGUCUUACUCGUCUUCAUGAAAAUAGUAAGAUGACUAAUCUUGGGUUGCAAGAAGCUCUUAAACAUACAGGCUUCAAGGUCAGUGGUGAUUUAUUGAGUCCUUUGCAACAUAUUUUUUAUGAUGGAAAUGCUGCAGAAGAAACGUUAGACAAUCUCGUGGAAAAGAUGCGACGGAAAGGUUAUUUACUAGCUCGAGCGCGAUAUCUCAGUGAGGAAUUCUUUGCAUCCAAACCAAGUAUACGAAUUUCCGUACAAUCAGAAAUGACAACUGAUGAGUUAUAUGCGUUUCUCACAAUGUUGAAAAAAGAAGCGCGAAAAGUUGAUAAAAAAGCCAGCUUAUGA
This is a messenger RNA of Thelazia callipaeda (thelaziosis nematode), 606 nucleotides long. The record is from the annotation of a GenBank genome assembly. Lineage: Eukaryota; Metazoa; Nematoda; Chromadorea; Rhabditida; Thelaziidae.